Molecule: messenger RNA, 1752 nt
Organism: Cooperia oncophora
Lineage: Eukaryota; Metazoa; Nematoda; Chromadorea; Rhabditida; Trichostrongylidae
Source: the annotation of a GenBank genome assembly
AUGGGCGCUGUGCUUGUUGACAACCUCCGCCCACCAGUUCAGCGUGGAAUGCUUUUCUACCUCUACGAUAACGCAAUCAGAGCGAUACAGGAGAAACGAGCAGAGCUCCAGAAAAGACGAGAAAGAAAAAUGAUGAAGGCAGAUAAUGUGAAAGCCAAGGAAUCAACCGAUUCCAGCGAAGAUAUCGACCCCGAGGCAAUUGUGAGAGACAUCGUCAAAUCUUCGCAUCGAAGAGCUGCUCGUGAACGAAAACAAGGUAUCGAUCACUGCAGAAAACCUUUCAUCUAUCUUAUGAGACACCCUUAUUCCGUGCAAGUGGACGAAAAUCGCCGAAAUGUCGAUGGUUCCAUGGUCAGAUAUGACCCCUUCAACGAAACAAAGCCACUAGUACAAGUUGACGAAAGCGCGGAAGCUGCUACCGGCACGGAAUCAAAGACGAUCAGGAGCAAAAGUCGGAGUGUUUCACACAUUUUCAUAGGAAAAGAGGUUACGGUAGACGAGAUAGCCAGCGCCAUUAUUAGAAUGGAGACUGAUCUUCUCAAAAGGAAAGGGGCUUCUUUACAGAUGACUAAAGCCUCUGUGAUUAGCGUUAUUGAGGAGGUUCAGCGUUACAUCAUUGACCAGUUGAAGCUCGAUCCAGAAGAUUUCGUCAGCGUCCGACUUCAGUCUACAGCCUCCUCCACUCGUCUUAUCCUCAAUGCUCAAAAUCAGGCGCCUCGCAUGACUGAAAAAAUCCAGAAGAUCCAACUUGAAGGCGCAAUGAAGCUAUGUAAACUGAAGAAUGGCGAUGAUAAAUGCAUAGCUCUGAGGAAGAAAAGGAGUGGAAUCCUCACUUACGAAGGCAAAGAGGUUACGGUGGGGGUGAUUGUAAAGGCCAUAGCGAAGAUGAUUCGUGAGAUCUACGGGAAGAAACCUCCAUUUAGGAUAUCACGUUCAGGGCUUACUGAGUUUAUCACCAACAAACAGGAAAAGAUUCUCAAAGCUCUGAAGCUGAAGUCUCCUGACUGGACCCUUCCGGAAGAGCUCCAGAAAAGAACGGCGAGCAUCGCUGGAGUCCAGCAUCGAGGCCAGAAUGUUGAGGAAUUACCAGGUUACCGAGCUGUUGAAAAUAAAAAGACUCGUAAGAAGAAGAAGAAGCCACGACCUCCCGUUAACCCGGCAGAAUCUUUUCGGGUCAUUCGGGAGCCACCGAAGGACCGCACUCAGAAGACCAGGACAGUAGACACAGCUGUGGAGCGUGUGGACAAGGAAAUAAUGGGAUCUGUUCAGUCCAGGGCGCCAGCGCCGGCCCAUUUCGAAGUCGAAAAGGAGGAAGUGUGGUCCACUGACGAGGGAUCCUACGGUACUGAUAGAAGUGACUCUAGCAGAGAACUACCAGCCAUUCGAGGUAAAUUUGCCAGAAGUUACCUUGGCCGUCUGAAUGCACUUCGUGGCAGGACUGACAGACCGUUCAGCUACAGCUGCAACAGGAACAGUCGAUAUCGAGGGCGUCUGCACAAGAUGUUCCUCAGUGAAAUGAGCCCACGCAAAGAGAAGAAGAAAAAUCCCUCAAAGAAAACAACGUCUACAAAAUCCGCUGAAGAGGAGAGAUUGUCAUCAGCGAACCCCGUUGAGGUAACAGCACCUGUUCUGGCCGACUAUUCAUCAAUUCAUGGACGCAUGGCUGCCGCGCCAACAAACAUCGUCAUCAGGACCGUUGAGAAAAAGUCGAAGAAGAGAGGGAAGAAAGGAUGGCGUAAAUCGUGGAUUUGA